Molecule: messenger RNA, 687 nt
Organism: Paraphaeosphaeria sporulosa
Lineage: Eukaryota; Fungi; Ascomycota; Dothideomycetes; Pleosporales; Didymosphaeriaceae
Exons: 1
Coding region: 172-435 (87 amino acids)
Source: RefSeq, a predicted model, not a curated record
AAAUGACAUUCCCCCGAAACAGGGUGACCACAACAACAAUCGGAUCGAAGGACAUCAACAUUGCGAAGCCAAAUCAUCACACUGAUACAUACCUUGAGCUGUAAAGCCAUUACUCUCUGCGAUACAUACUACCAACGCGUAUACUUCAUACUUCAUAUACGAACGAUCAUCAUGCCUGUCGGUCAGCAAGAAUCGGGCGUCACCUCGGGCGUAAAGUUCGUAACUUCCACAGUCGGCAACACGGUCGGCGGCGUUACAAAUACCGUCGGCGGUGUAGUGGGUGCACUCGGACGGGGCGUCGGCGAGACGUUGGAAGGCGCCACUGGCAGCGCCGGCAGGCCUGUUGCGCGGGGGAUUGCCGAUGCAACCACAAGCAUUGAGGAUGGCGCCGGAAAGAUUGCAGGGGGUGUCAAGCGGGCUGGAGAGGGCAAAUAGAAACGGCGAGAUCAGAGGAGGAGACCGCGGAGGACGGAUUAAGCAGCGCGCUGGUGGCUGGAGAACAGGACGUUUAAUAUUAUACCUUUGAGGGAGGAAGAAAUGCUACUGUGGAAAGAAAUUCGAUACUAGAGAUUAGGUUACCGUUGGAUCGGCGCAGAACGAAGAUGAAACCUCCAUUUACCAUGCUUGGAUGCUUGGGAUGAUAUCGUGCCUGAUCUACCGACCUGUUGAUGUUGCGUUCGUUGCGAA